AUGAACCGGAAAAAAAAAGCUGCAAAAGAUAAAGGUUUGAAUUCGAUUCCUAUACCAUUUCCUUCCGCUCUUUUACAGGACGAUCAAAAGGAUCCGGCAUUUAGAACAAAUUUGAGAUUUUUGAUUAAUAUCAUCAAAUCAGCAGAUAAAAAUGGUGAUGACAAAAUAAGCUUUGAAGAAUUCAAGGAAUACAUAACCAAAGUAACCAGUGAUUCUGCGGGUGGAAAAUAG
Messenger RNA from Enterobius vermicularis (human pinworm), 231 nucleotides. Lineage: Eukaryota; Metazoa; Nematoda; Chromadorea; Rhabditida; Oxyuridae. The record is from the annotation of a GenBank genome assembly.